AUGAACCUCGGCGGCGAGCCAGAGAAGUCGGCUCUGGAGAGCUACGGAGUAGACUUGACAGCCAGGGCGAGGGAGGGCAAAUUAGACCCAGUCAUCGGUCGGGACUCCCUUAUUCAACGGCUCAUCCAGAUACUUUCUCGGAGGACUAAGAACAACCCUGUCCUUGUAGGUUCAAGUGGAGUCGGUAAAACAGCCAUCUUGGAGGGUUUGGCGCAGCGUAUUGUUAGAGGGGAUAUACCGGAAAGCAUCAAGGAGAAGCGAGUGGUGUCUCUUGAUCUCGGGUUGCUGAUAGCAGGCGCAAAAUUCAGAGGAGAUUUCGAAGAGCGCCUCAAGGCCGUCUUAAAGGAAGUGGAAGAUGCCCAUGGCGGUGUCAUACUAUUUGUCGAUGAGAUGCAUUCUUUACUAGGUCUUGGAAAGACAGAGGGCUCAAUGGACGCCUCAAACCUCUUGAAACCAGCGCUCUCGCGUGGUGAAAUCCAGUGCUGUGGUGCUACUACUUUAAAUGAGUACCGUCUAAUUGAGAAGGAUGCAGCACUGGCGAGGAGAUUCCAACCCCUCCAUGUUGGCGAACCUACUGUCUCGGAUACUAUUUCUAUCCUCAGAGGUAUCAAGGACCGCUACGAAGUCCAUCAUGGCGUCCGUAUCACCGAUGGUGCCUUGGUGGCCGCCGCCAACCUUUCCAAUCGCUAUAUCAGCGAAAGAUUCCUCCCUGAUAAGGCAAUUGACCUUGUUGAUGAGGCUGCCUCCGCACAGCGAUUGCAGCAAGAAAGCAAACCUGAAGCUAUUCAAAGUCUGGACCAUCAAAUAAUGACUAUACAGAUAGAAUUAGAAAGUUUGCGGAAAGAAAGUGAUGUCCUUAGCGAAGAGCGACGUGAGAAGCUCCAGGAAGACCUUAAUUCUAAAUCAGAUGAAGUCAUCAAGCUCACACGGAUAUGGGAACAAGAGAGAUCAGAGAUAGCUGCUCUGAAGAGCGCUAAGGAGGAGCUGGAGAAAGCUCGUCUAGGACUUGAACAUGCCCAGAGAAUCGGUGACUUUGGCAUGGCGUCAGAGCUUAGGUACUCUACGAUACCGGGUUUGGAACAACGCUUGGCUAAGGAAGGCUCUGAAGCCGGCGUGAAUGAUGAACAUAACCAAGUAUUACUACACGACUCUGUUAGAGCGUCUAAUAUUGAAGCUGUGGUUUCUCGACAAACGGGCAUCCCAGUCACUAAGCUGAUGUCUAGAGAGGUGGAGAAAUUGCUUCACAUGGAGGACACCUUGCGAGAAUCGAUUCGUGGUCAAGAUGAGGCGCUUACAGCCGUGGCAAAUUCUGUGAGAUCCCAGCGAGCUGGUCUAGCUGGCGACAAUCGCCCAAUAGCAUCAUUUCUAUUCAUGGGGCCUACCGGAGUGGGCAAGACAGAGCUGUGCAAAAAGCUCGCAUCUUUCUUAUUUUCGACAGAGAGUGCCAUGAUUCGAUUCGACAUGAGCGAAUUUCAAGAGAAGCAUACUAUCUCAAGACUCUUAGGAUCUCCAGCCGGUUACGUUGGUUAUGAGGACGCAGGACAACUUACUGAAGCCGUUCGAAGAAAACCGUACGCAGUCUUGCUAUUUGAUGAAUUUGUUGACUUUCGCAAUACAAUCAUCGUGAUGACGACCAAUCUUGGAGCAGAAAUCCUGGUCAAUGCAGACUUGGCAGACAGGGAUGGGAAUGGAGACAUUGAUAGUAAAACAAAGGAAGCGAUCAUGGCAAUAGUCUCCAAUGCAUUUCCCCCAGAAUUCAUUAACCGCCUCGAUGAGUUUAUCCUCUUCCAUCGUCUCUCAAAAUCCUCGCUACGUGAUAUAGUCGAUAUCCGAUUGAAGGAAUUGCAAACUCGGCUUGAUGACCGCCGCAUCACCCUCAAGCUUGAUGACAAUGUCCGCGAGUGGCUUUCUGAACAAUCUUUCGACUCCCGCUACGGGGCUCGCCCGCUCAAUCGGACAAUUUCAAAGAUCAACCUUUCACUACCCUCUACUCAGCCUUCAAAUGAUAAGAAUCUUUACAUGGGAAGUUCUCGCCAUUCACGUCAUAAUACCAAAGGUGGUAAUUCGAUCUUUGACGCGGAUGCAAGCGAGUCGGAUGCAGCACACGAUGAUUUCAAGGAAGUUGUUGUCAUGGGUGUCAAUGUUAGUAAUAGAGGCGAAAUCGGAUGCUGCUACUAUUCGGCCAGCGAUGAAAUUCUGCUGCUCAUGUCGGAUCUUAGUAAUGGUGGGCUUGACAUCUUAGACUCACGUGAGUGA
Molecule: messenger RNA, 2256 nt
Organism: Bacidia gigantensis
Lineage: Eukaryota; Fungi; Ascomycota; Lecanoromycetes; Lecanorales; Ramalinaceae
Gene: HSP78
Product: chaperone ATPase hsp78
Exons: 5
Coding region: 1-2256 (751 amino acids)
Biological process (GO): cellular response to heat
Cellular component (GO): cytoplasm; mitochondrial matrix
Molecular function (GO): ATP hydrolysis activity; ATP binding
Source: RefSeq, a predicted model, not a curated record